AAGAGCUGGCGUCGUGCUGGAAACCAGGAGGCUAGCUAGCUCUUUCCAAAAAGGCAUAUGAUAAACAGCCAGCUAGCUAGCUAGGUUUUGGUCCUAUCUAGUCACCAUCCAUCUACACCGGCGUUUCAAAUCCCCUUUUUCAGUAUAAUAUGGUGAUUUCAUCAAGCAAAAACGGACAGGUACGGCCUAUCAGCUAAAUUCACAGAGGUACGAGGCCCCGUCAAGGAGAGGUACGAGGCCCCGUCAAGGAGAGGUACGAGGCCCCGUCAAGGAGAGGUACGAGGCCCCGUCAAGGAGAGGUACGAGGCCCCGUCAAGGAGAGGUACGAGGCCCCGUCAAGGAGAGGUACGAGGCCCCGUCAAGGAGAGGUACGAGGCCCCGUCAAGGAGAGGUACGAGGCCCCGUCAAGGAGAGGUACGAGGCCCCGUCAAGGAGCGGUACGAGGCCCCGUCAAGGAGAGGUACGAGGCCCCGUCAAGGAGAGGUCCAGAGGUCCAAGAUGACUGAAGAGGUGAUUGUCAUCGCCAAGUUUGACUACCUGGCUCAACAAGACCAGGAGUUGGACAUUAAGAAGAACGAGCGGCUGUGGCUGCUGGACGACAGUAAGUCCUGGUGGAGGGUCCGCAACGCCACCAACAAGACCGGCUUCGUACCCUCCAACUACGUAGAGAGGAAGAACAGCGCCAGGAAGGCAUCCAUCGUCAAGAACCUCAAAGACACACUAGAGGUCUUACCUGGACUUGAAGAACGCACUGCCACCUUUACAGGCAUCGGGAAGGUGAAGCGGAAAACGGGAAUGCGUGACACGGCCUCGAACGCCGACGCCGACACGUGCUCCGACAAUGGCGAGCGCCUUUACGACCUCAACCUGCCGGCGCUCGUCAAGUUCAGCUACACCGCCGAGCGUGAGGAUGAGCUCUCAUUGGUUAAGGGUACACGCGUCAUCGUCAUGGAGAAGUGUAGCGAUGGCUGGUGGCGUGGGGGGUACCAGGGGUGUUCCGGAUGGUUCCCUUCCAACUACGUGACGGAGGACGCAGAUGGGACAGCGGGGGGAGGAGGGGGCGACAGUUUGGGGGACCCAAUAGGGUCACUGACUGAGAAGCUAGCAGCAGUGGUUCACAGUGUGUCUAACGGGAACCGGAGACUCCACACGGUGCAGGCGCUGUACCCUUUCAGCUCGGGGAACGACGAGGAGCUGAACUUUGAGAAGGGAGAGGUGAUGGAGGUGGUAGAGAAACCAGACAACGACCCUGAGUGGUGGAAGUGCCGUAAAGCAGAUGGACAACUGGGACUAGUGCCUAAGAACUACGUCAAUGUGCUACCUCCCCAGCAGGACUCCACUGCCCAGAAUGCCUCACCGGACCCCGCGGGGCCGCCCACGCCCGACUGUGACUACAUCUCUCCGGCCACGGUGGGGCGGUUUGCUGGGAAGCCAUGGUACUAUGGCAAGGUGACGCGUCAUCAGGCAGAGGUGGCUCUCAACCAGAGAGGAGUGGAGGGAGACUUCCUCAUCAGAGACUCUGAGUCAUCGCCCAAUGAUUUCUCCAUCUCUCUGAAGGCCCAGGGGAAGAACAAGCAUUUCAAGGUUCAGUUGAAGGAUGGUUUGUACUGCAUUGGCCAGAGGAAGUUCAGUUCUCUGGAGGACUUGGUGGAUCACUACAAGAAGGCUCCCAUCUUCACCAGCGAGCAGGGAGACAAGCUCUACCUGGUUAAGGCCCUGGCUGCCUCUUGAUCACACACUCUUAAACACACUCACACACAGAGGGAAACAAACAGUACAUACACUCACAGAGACAUCGCUAGGACUACUUAUGUGCCAGGAGCUGUGAGCAUGAAGAAAGGGGAGGAUGAGAGAGAAGAAGGAGUGGAGAGAGGAGGGAAAAGAACAUUCUGGAUUCUGUCAGACCUGUAGGUGGAUCAUGUGUUUAGGUCUUCUAGGUCAUUAUGCCAUCUACUAAAUCUAUACUGAACAAAAAUAUAAACGCAACAUGUAAAGUGUUGAUGAGCUGAAAUAAAAGAUCCCCUAAAAAUA
Oncorhynchus tshawytscha (Chinook salmon) is the source of this 2031-nucleotide messenger RNA. RefSeq names its product cytoplasmic protein NCK1. Gene Ontology annotation, biological process: positive regulation of endoplasmic reticulum stress-induced intrinsic apoptotic signaling pathway; negative regulation of endoplasmic reticulum stress-induced eIF2 alpha phosphorylation; positive regulation of translation in response to endoplasmic reticulum stress. Bases 499 to 1731 code for a protein of 410 amino acids. The transcript is spliced from 7 exons. The record is from RefSeq and is a predicted model, not a curated record. Lineage: Eukaryota; Metazoa; Chordata; Actinopteri; Salmoniformes; Salmonidae. Gene Ontology annotation, molecular function: ephrin receptor binding.